Messenger RNA from Sinocyclocheilus rhinocerous, 6355 nucleotides. RefSeq names its product zinc finger and BTB domain-containing protein 37-like. Gene Ontology annotation, biological process: regulation of transcription by RNA polymerase II. NCBI's taxonomy places the organism in Eukaryota, Metazoa, Chordata, Actinopteri, Cypriniformes, Cyprinidae. The transcript is spliced from 3 exons. The record is from RefSeq and is a predicted model, not a curated record. Gene Ontology annotation, molecular function: DNA-binding transcription factor activity, RNA polymerase II-specific; protein binding; RNA polymerase II cis-regulatory region sequence-specific DNA binding. The coding region runs from base 1626 to 3185 and encodes 519 amino acids.
AAAAUGUGCAUCUCACUACAAAUCUAACUUUUUUGAAGAUAAUUGGGUCAUACUUUACAUUACAUCGUUAUUGUUGCAAUUGUACUAUUUAAUUACGUAAUUUAAUGUUAUCCUUCAUGUUAAUAAUGAAAUAUAUGUAUUUAUGAUGUUCAUGAAACUGUUUGUAAUUGCACAAUCUUGUAAUUAAACAGGUUGUUGUAAUUGCUGCUGUUAACCCAUUAAUUUAGUUAUCCAUCAUUUAACUCUGUAGCUUUGUUACACUGUAAUGCUAAGUGUUACAAACAACAGUGUGAGUUCUUAUAAAUGAAGCGUGUAAUUUUUGCAAAAUAAUGGGUAUGUUUAAAUUGCCCAAUCAAAUCAUGCAAAGUGGACUUCACAGGACAUUUGGCCACUUUAAGUCAAAUUUAAGAUUUCCACUGCAAACUACUUAGGGAACAAGUGUACAUCGGCAUAUGACUUCACAGGAAGUGGAAAGGGGGUUAUUUACCCACAAGGCAUUUUGUACCACCUCGAAUAUGUCACUUCCCUACUAUAUAGCAUGUCAAAUGUACGUUGUGCCCAAAUAUGCAGUAAUAAUGAAAUGGUAGCUGAAAAAUAUCCAAAUUGACGGAUUGCAUCUGCUGACAUUGUGAGGUGUGCAGUCAGGAAACUUUCCUGUCCCAUAAGACCUAUUAAGCUGAGGAGCUGUCAGAUUUAGAAAAGCUGACAAAUAAAAAUAAAAAUGAUGAGCCAUGUGGCUCUUUCCACAUGUAAGUGCUAUAGGUACCAAGAACGCUGGUUCCCACUAGUCAAUUAUUUAUCAAAUUCAGUACAUACUCUGAUAGGAUGGGAUUUUGGACACAGAAAAAGUUUGGCUAAAAAAAAUGUGAUUGGCAUUUUUAUUCAGGCUGAUGAAAAGAAGUGCUUUUUAUGCUGUUUUUGAGCGUGUAAAGUGAGAUGUGAUUAGCGAGAAGACAUCACAUUUUCAUUUUAAACACCAGUUGUUUAUUACUAAACUAGGUGUGUUUAUUUAAAUAUAUAAUUCAAUAUAUAAGUACAGCAUGGAGUUGUUAUAUACAUUUAUAUAUUUAAAAGUAUGGUAAUGUAUAUUUAUUUCUAAAAUACCUACCUGACUCUAGUGUUGUCUGUGACAGUGUGACUUGAGUUUUCCAUAUGACCAAAUUUUGUCAGGUGACGUGAACUUCUACAAAUAUCCCCUGUUGAGUGUGUAGGGUGCAGUGAACACUAAGUAGAGACCCUGUGAAUUGGAAUACAGCUAAUUUCUUUUUUUUAAAAACAGGUUUUUGAACACUCCCCUGUCAGCCAUUGGUCGACUGAACAGUUAGUCCCACCCUAAAGUCACACCACCGAGAGACAGUGUUUACACUUUCUGUGGGAAUCAGUCUACGAAUGGUUUAAUUAUUGUUGUCUCUGUGUUUAAAGUUGGGAUAGGAGGAAGUGUUUGGAUUAAAAAAUAUAUAUAUUUAACAUUGUUUGUAAAUAAUGCUGAUUGUUCUGUGGUGUUUUUAUUAAAAUUAUUUUUAUUGCUGACAUGCUCAGAAAGUCCCACUGUAACAGUUCUAAACUGUUCUUGUUGUUUUUUUUUUUUUAUCAGCAGCUUUGAAAAGCAGCAAUAGGCAGCCCGCAUGGAACGAGCAGGAAGCAUCCAACUUGAUAUUCCGGACUUCAGCAACUCCGUCCUGUCACAUCUGAACCAGUUGCGAAUACAGGGCCGUCUGUGUGACAUUGUGGUCAAUGUUCAGGGCCACAGUUUUCGUGCCCACAAGGUGGUCCUCGCCGCCAGCUCACCCUACUUCAGGGAUCACAUGUCACUGAGUGAGAUGAGCACCGUGUCCAUAUCAGUAAUCCGCAACCCAACCGUGUUCGAGCAGCUCCUUUCCUUCUGCUACACGGGACGCUUGUGCUUGCAGCUCGCUGAUAUCAUCAGCUACCUGACGGCUGCCAGCUUCCUUCAAAUGCAGCACAUUAUUGACCGUUGCACCCAGAUUUUAGAAGGAAUCCACUUUAAAAUCAGUCUGUCAGAUGUGGAAGAGGAGAUCGGGAACGGGGCCCACAGGACCGCCAACCAAACCAUUGAGUCAGGAAGAGGUGGGACCGGGCUAGGUGGGUCCCGCUCCCUAAGUCCCAGACAUACUAGUUCCCGAUUGAUUAGCAACACUGGGGUGAUCAACAUCCGUGAUGUGAGGGAAGUCCGAGAGAUCAGUCCCCCUGGGGAGUCCAUGAGUCCCCAGAUUGUGGAGCACAGUGGCAUUGGCUCAGAGGAGGUGGGAACUGGGAAAGAGCCCAUUCUCCGUAUCAACCGUGCUGGGCAGUGGUAUGUCGAGACGGGGACUGAGGUGGAAAGAGGAGGAGAGGAGAACGUGCGGAUGGUGGACGGGUUUCGGAUUAAGACGGAAAGGAUGGAUGAGUGGAUGGGAGCGGAGACCCAGGCGUCGACGGAAGAGGGCAGUGGGGCCGAGGAGGGGCCGACAGUGAUGAUUGACACCUCAGGACGUAGCACACUGGUGCAGGAAGGAGGAAGAGGUGGGAAAAGCUCCCAGCCGUCCAGUAGCAUCAGUGAAACAGAGAGGUUUAGUCCAACAGGAAGUGUGGUUGUGAUGGCUGAUCACCAGAGAGCCAAGAGUGAGUCUCCAGGAAGAGUCGACGAUCAGAGACACCCCUCCUCACAGGGAGAGGAACAAGCUGUGUUUGACAUGGGGGGAUACGAGGAGUACCUACGAGAACAGGUAGGUGAUCGGUGGUUCCGCUACAACCCCCGUCUCACCUGCAUAUACUGCUGCAAGUCCUUCAACCAGAAGGGCAGCCUAGAUCGCCACAUGCGCCUGCACAUGGGCAUUACCCCCUUUGUUUGCCGAAUCUGCGGGAAGAAGUACACCCGCAAGGACCAACUCGAGUACCACAUCCGUAAGCACACAGGAAAUAAGCCUUUCCAUUGCCACGUCUGUGGCAAGAGCUUCCCGUUCCAGGCAAUCCUCAACCAGCACUUCCGCAAAAACCAUCCAGGCUGCGCCCCACAGGAGGUGUCCCAUAGUGCCUCGCCCGAGACUACCACGGUCACCUCCCGUGGAGGCCAAAACGAAGAUGAGUCGCCCUCCCAGGAGGAUGCUGAGGGCAAUGGUGGAGGUGACGGCUCGUCCUUCGGAGAAGGUGUCCAACCUUCGGUAUCCACCACUGGGCCCGACUGAAAGGCUUUGAAGGAAAACGUCACAAGUUUAGGGAGACACAGGACAGCGGGGUCCAACAGAACCUUCUCUUGAGAAAUCCCUCUGUCCCUUGUCUCCCACCAUCCACACUGAAAUUACAAGUUGGAAGGAGUUGAGUGAGCAGGAGGUUCUCUCAGCUGCUGUCAAUGAGGAACGGAUAAAAAAGGAAGAGUCUUCUGUGUCCUACUUGGACGAAGAUCCUCUAUUUUUUCCAGUGAUAACAAAGAUGCAAGGAACAAUUUGGUAGGAAUAGUAUUCUCUAGGGAUUUAUAAAUGGUAUUUCCGCUUUAAACCACAUCUACCUUCACCAUACAAACUGAACAGGACAUCAAUAUAUGAAGACAAGCCACACUUCAACAACCUCACACACCACUGGAUGCAGUGAUUUUUGUUUUCUUUUUUUUGUUUUUAGUCUUUCCUGUCUUUUAUAUGUUACUUUUUUAUAUUUUUGUACUACAACAGAUCUUUCAGGAUAAACUAAAAGAGAAGCUCUAGCUAUGAUUUGGUCAAAUUGCGUCAAAAUUGCCAAACUUCUCUGUGCCAGAAGAUGAGUUAUAAAAAGAGAGGACAUCGUAGUCCUUUGCUACUUUGCCUUGAGACAAUCUUGAGAAAUUAACCUGGGGCUAGACUUUGCGCUCCCCAGCCAUGGCAAGCUUAGGAAAACGGGUUCAGUUUUUUAUUAGGGACCCUCAGGUCUGACCUAACAUCAGAUUCUUGAUUUAUUUUUUCGUUUUGUGUUUAAGUGCCGAUCCGGCCUGCCAUAGAACCGAAACACAUUGCUCACACUUAGCCUCAACGCAAAGGAAAUUGUCGUUAUAGAACUUUGGGUUUAUAACAAGAAAAACUCACAUCAUUAUUUUACUUUUAAUGUUGGUGGUAAUACUGUGAUAUAGGCACUCUGGUGAAAAGAUGUUGGUAGAGUAUAGCAGUGACAUAUAUAUUUAUUUCAAGUUUAGUUCCCAUUAAGGCUUUCAUACAUCUCUGAACUCAACAACUCAGCUGCUGAAUGUUGGCGAUACAGUGAUAUAAAACAAGGAAAUCCUUCAACCUCAGAUAAGCUACAAUAGACCGCUCAGUUACCUCUCUCUCACAUCACUUCGCAAUACCGAUCUGUCGCACGCAGAUGCGUGGAUGCACUCAGCUGAAUUUUAUGUUCAGUGUUUAUUUCUUUUCAUACGUUUUAAGUCGCUCGUUGAGAUUCGCUAGUCACACCAACUUGUUUUACUGGUCUGGCAAUACUUUGUUUGUAAGAAUGUGUUUGAGCAGGGGUAAGUGGUCUCUCAGAGGAUGUAACCUUGUUCCUUUUUUGUGUCAAGUCAAAAGAAAUGAGUCUAAGGCUGAGACGAACCAAAAUGCGGACUUGGUCGUCGAUGCCGUUUAGGAAAACGGAAACCGUAUGUCUGUGAUGACUGGGAUACGCCGAAAUGCCACGGAAUGACUUUGAGUGUAAGAUUUCCCUUCAGCUGAUGAAAGGCACUUUAACCUUGGGGUCAAGUUCCUUUACACUUGGCUUAUGAACAGAUGUUUCCAGCUGGUGCUUUCAGUAACCAAAGGAACUGAAAUUUAUUGUGGAAGUUCUUAAACCCUUAAGAUUUGGAGGGCGAAGAGGAAAAAAAGAGAUUACAUCAGGCACUUAAAAAAUGGGAUGGGGUGUUUUUAUUUUGUUUUUUGUUUUUAGAAUAUUUGUAUAUCUAUAUACAUGUCACUUAUGCAUAUUUAGGCAAAUUUAUACUUCUAAUAACUAUACAGAGACAGUUUCUAGAAUGAUCAACAAAAGCAAAGGUGUUUUAAGUGAAAGUAAAGCUGUUAUCAUUUUUAUAAGGCUGUGAAUCACACUUGGUUGUGACUGAUUUUUUAGGAAAGGGUUGAUGCAUAUAAAAAUCAGCUACUGAUGUUUCCAAUAGGGAUUUUGUGCACCUCACUUAAUAUCAACACAGGUUAGAACUUACUUUUACCAUUACUCACAUCUGUGAACACAGGUGAGCAGGUAAACACUUCUUACAAAUAUCAGGAACUCACUGUUUACUUUUUGUGUUUACCUUUUUUUUUUGGUUUGUACCAAGUGGAUUUUCUUACUUAGAAUUCUAGCUCUGGGUAACUUGGGUCGACAUAUUUCACAAGUGCAGCAAAAAAAAAGAAAAGAAAGAAAAAGAAAGAAAAAGAAAAAACUACUUACAUAUGAACAUUUCCUCUCAAUGUAAAUACCCAUGCCUCAGAAGUAUUCACAGUGAAAUACAAUCCUGAAACUGUAUAAUUUCACGUUUGUUGUACAGCGCAGAACCCAGGUAAAUAGAAAAGCAUGUUAAUAUUGCUUUUAUAUGUCACAAUGCAACCUCAUGAUAAUAGAGAAGGGCAAAUGAUUUUGUCAGUAAACAACAUAAUCAUAAUCUAAUAUGUUAUAAUAUAUCAAGAAAAGAUGUUCUUUUUUUAUGGACUUUGCCUUUAAGUUUAAAUUUAGGUUUGGGGCAUGGGCCUGUUUUGUGUAUGCCAAUCAUAUAAAUUGACUUAAAUUAUCUCUAUGUGAAUGAAUUAAUUGCAAUCUAAUAACAAGGGGUCUAUAUCUGUAAUCAGUCAUUCCAGUUAUUUUACUGCACAUUUUAGCAGUCUAAAUUUAAUCAUAUUAAUUUGGGUUUUAGGGCUAAUGACAACUUUCAGCAUGUUUUCCCUUUGUGCAUAUCUGUUGUUGAUCUUGAAAACAUUGAUGGUUGACCAUCCUGCCUGUUCUUUUUUUAUUUUAAACAAUAUUAUUCAUUCAAAUAUUAUGUUUGGCUUUUGUAUUUGUUUUCAAGCUUUAAAUAACACGGUGGAGGAUAAAUGUGUUGCUGCAGUUUAUAUAUUAGGCUGUAAUAUUUAAUGUUUCUGUAUGACAAUACAUCUACUGCAGUUUAAUGGUGUUGACUGAACAAGUAAUUUCUAACCAAAUUGUGUCUAAUCUUAACAGUGUUACAGAAUAUGUAGUUUCAAAUUAAGCUACUUUUAAAGCAAUAUUUCACCCCAUUUCCAAUUCAGAAAUUGCUUUCAGAUAAAGUGGUGCAAAAUUAAAACGCACCGUAACACACACAAUAUCUUUUUUAAAGUUGUGAAACUGAUGACCAGUUGAUUUCGACAAGAAAAAAUAUGUAUCUUGAACUUAUAAAGCAAUUAUACAUAUU